Molecule: messenger RNA, 1269 nt
Organism: Chenopodium quinoa (quinoa)
Lineage: Eukaryota; Viridiplantae; Streptophyta; Magnoliopsida; Caryophyllales; Amaranthaceae
Exons: 2
Coding region: 10-1143 (377 amino acids)
Molecular function (GO): nucleic acid binding; zinc ion binding
Source: RefSeq, a predicted model, not a curated record
GAAGUUGCUAUGGAAAAUAUCAAUUUUUUGGAUGAAGAAGCAUACCAGUGGCUGUCAAACAUUGACCCCCAGCACUGGUCAAGGCAUGCUUUCUCUACAAACUGCAAGUCUAACAUGUUGUUAAACAACAUGUGUGAGACAUUUAAUGCAGUGAUUAGAGAUGCCAGAGACAAGCCUAUUCUAACUCAAAUGGAAUGGCUUAGAAGAUAUAUGAUGAAGAGGAGUAAUGACAAAUGGGAGGCAGCAAAGUCUUGGGAAGGUUUACUAACCCCAUUUGUCAACAAAGUCUUUGAUGGGUUGGAGAAGUAUGACAUGACAUGUGAGGUUACAGCUUCAAGGAAUGAAAUUUAUGAGGUGAAAUACAAGGAUGAUCAGUGCAUUGUGGAUCUACAAGAGAGAAAAUGCACUUGUUAUAGAUGGGAGUUGACAGGAAUACCUUGUGUCCAUGCAUUUGCUUGCAUAAUGGACAAAAGGGAUGAUCCUGAGUUGUAUGUGCACCCACAUUACUAUAGGGUGACAUACUUGGCUGCAUAUGAGAACCCAAUACAGCCAAUGCCUGGCCCUAAGAAUUGGGAAAAGGUCAAGCUCAGACAGCCUUUGCCACCUAUGCUGAAAGUGCAGCCAGGAAGACCUAAGGCAAAAAAGAGAAAGCUUGAACCAGGGGAGGGCACUUCUGCAGCACCUGAGGGCAAGAAGCCAAAGGUGAAGAAACAAUGCAAGAACUGUGGUGGGUUUGGCCACUUUGCCAAAACAUGCCAGGCUGAAGCAGCACCAGAACAGCCUAACCCACCUGCAACAAAUCCAAAGGGUGGGAGGCCACAGAUGCAGACUCCUUGGCUUAAAGAACAGAGAAAGAAAAGUGAAGAGAAAGCAGCAAGACAGGCUGCACUGAAGUUGCCACAAUAUCAGCCUCCAACAACAGCACAGGCUGGGUCAAGUAAUGCUGCACCUGCAACUGCUGUGUCAAGCCAGCCUGCAACAAGAACAGAGCCUUUGCCAACUCAGCCUGUUACCAGGAGCAACAGGAGCCUGAGUCAGCCCACAAGAGUGCCAACAACUACUCCUCCCAAAGUCAAAAUACAGACCAGGUCCAAGCUUCAUGUAAUGACAAGCAAGAAGGACAAGGAUCUCAAUCAACUGUGACCCUAGGUCUACUCAUUAGUAUUUUGUAAUAGACAGCCAAGUUUAUUUGGUAGUUGAACAAUGAUAGUUGAACAAUGAUUUUGCACAAAGGUGCCUUAACUUUUGUCUCAGCCAAUGUAAAACAAU